Molecule: messenger RNA, 2460 nt
Organism: Periophthalmus magnuspinnatus
Lineage: Eukaryota; Metazoa; Chordata; Actinopteri; Gobiiformes; Gobiidae
Product: cytochrome P450 2K4-like
Exons: 11
Coding region: 121-1590 (489 amino acids)
Biological process (GO): xenobiotic metabolic process
Cellular component (GO): cytoplasm; intracellular membrane-bounded organelle
Molecular function (GO): oxidoreductase activity, acting on paired donors, with incorporation or reduction of molecular oxygen, reduced flavin or flavoprotein as one donor, and incorporation of one atom of oxygen; heme binding; iron ion binding
Source: RefSeq, a predicted model, not a curated record
UCACAGGAGGCGAGGCUUAACAAACUGUUUUGCACUUUCCCAGUCUCUCUUUGCACAGAGCUGACUUCACUGACCGACUUUCCUCUUUCCUCUUUUCUAUCUCCCAUAUCUCCUGUCACCAUGGUUACCUCCGUGCUGCUUUUGGGCAUAUGUCUGGUCUUCAUCAUCAUGCAUCUCAAGUCUCGACGACCCAAGAAUUUCCCCCCUGGACCCACUGCGCUGCCAUUUUUGGGGAACAUGCACAAUUUGAGCCCAAGUAACCCUCUGAAUGACAUAGAGAAGUUGAGAAGGGUGUAUGGGAACGUCUACAGCCUGUACAUGGGGCACAGAGCUGCUGUGGUGAUUAGUGGGACCAAGGCUCUGAAGGAGGCUCUGGUUAGCAAGUCCGUGGACUUUGCUGGACGACCUCAAGACAUGUUCAUGAACGAUGUCGUUGAGCAAAGAGGGGUUGUCCUGGCUGACUACGGUCCGGCCUGGAAGGAGCAUCGUCGCUUUGCUUUGAUGACCAUGAGGAAUUUCGGAAUGGGAAAACAGUCAAUGGAGGAUAGGAUUCUGGGAGAAAUACAAUACACGAUAGACUUUCUGGAAAAAAAUACUGGUAAAACUUUGAGCCCUAACGUAAUGUUCCAUAGUAUUUCAUCCAACGUGGUGUCCCUGGUUUUGUUUGGCAUGCGGUACGAGCAUGAUGGUCCAUUCAUGACUAAACUUGUGAACAGCUUCGAUGACGUAAACAAGACUAUAAACGGACCCUGGGCUUUUCUGUAUGAUUCUUUUCACUGGGUGCGAUACUUGCCUUUACCAUUCACCAAAGCUUUUAAGGCAAGACAGACAGUAAAAGAUAUUAUUAUUCCGAUCAUAAAUGAACACAAGAAGAACCGAGUGCCAGGCGAACCGCAGGACUUUGUAGACUGCUAUCUGGAUGAACUGGAGAAGAGAGGUGACGAUGGCUCUUCAUUUUGUCCAGAGGAAUUGUUCAUGUUCUGUCUUAGUCUUUAUGGAGCAGGGACUGACACUAUAUCCAGCACUCUGCUCACCGGAUUCCUUUACCUGAUGACCAAGCCUCACAUCCAGGAGCGCUGUCAGAAGGAGAUAGACCAAGUGUUGGAGGGAAAGGACGUAUUUACUUUUGAAGACAGACACAACAUGCCUUAUGUCCAGGCUGUGAUUCAUGAAAUUCAGAGGACUGCCAACAUUGUCCCCCUCAGUGUAUUCCACGCCACCACCAAAGACACACAGUUCAUGGGCUACUCCAUCCCUAAAGGCACUAUUAUCAUUCCCAACCUGUCGUCAGCGCUCAGUGAGGAGGGACAGUGGAAGUUUCCUCAUGAAUUCAACCCUGAAAACUUUCUCAACGACAAGGGGGAGUUUGUCAAACCAGACGCCUUCCUAGCAUUCUCUGCUGGUUCUCGGGUGUGUCUGGGAGAAGGUCUGGCCCGUAUGGAGCUCUUCCUCAUCUUGGUGUCUCUUUUGAGGAGGUUUAGGUUCAUUUGGCCUGAGGAUGCAGGAGAGCCUGACUAUGAGCUGCUGUUUGGCAUCACCAUGACAACCAAACCAUAUAACAUGAAAGUGGAGCUGAGGGCUCAGUUGUAAUAUACGACAUAGCCACAAGAGGGCGAUCCUGCUCUUUACGUCUACACCACCGUGCACGCUGAUAUAGACUACUAGAGGAAUCUACAUAGAAAUCAUAGAAGCGUUACUUGUCAAUAUAUAUGACCUGUGUAAACAUUCAUAAUGAACACACUUUAUUAAGAAUGAUUCAGGCCUAGUAACUACUUAAUUAAAGGGGUAGGGCAAGUAGUUAGGAUGGCAUAUAGUGAGUUAAUAAGCCUAAGUUAUUUUUAGUAAAAUUUGUUCAUGCUUUAAUAAUGCUAAUUAAGAGGUAGCUAUCGAUCAUUUUCUUUUUAUUUCUUUUUUUUUUUCUUUUGCUUUUGUAUUACCUAGUGUUGCUGUGUUGUGCCGUAAAAUUUUCUUACUUCCACAUGUACAGGAUUUGCUUUUGCUACUUAAUUUUUUUAAUUUUUUAUUUUUUUUUUACAUUUUACAACAUUAAAAAUAAUCACAAAUUAUUUAGUACAUAUUUAAAAAAGUAAUUUUUAAUAUAUUAAGCUGUUGUAUGGCCUAUUUUUUAUUUUUUUAUUUUAUUUUAUGGAAAAAUAAUAUGUAAGGAGUCAUGUUUUAGUAUAAAUAAGUAUUUCAUUUAUUUAUCAAUAGACAGUCACUCCGUUUCCAGAUGUAUAAAUAUAAAGUUGAACAUUUCUCACAACAAACAGCAUGAACGGACGACAAAAACAUUAAAUACAUAAUUAAUACUUUCAGUUUGGAACAAAUCAGCUCUUAUUUACAACAUAUUUACAACAGACAGAAAAAUGGUCCUCCGCUGGAUGAAUGAAUGAAAUCAAAUGAGAUUUUUUUGGUUUUGUUUUUCUUUCAAAAUGGGAAUAAUAAAGUAUUUUAUGGUGA